AUGUCGCAGACUUCAAUCCUCCUCCUCCUCCUCCUCCUUCUCCCCCUCCCGUCGUGGGGUCAAGCGGUGACAUGCAAUACAAGAUACUAUGUUGCUAUCAACUAUGUAUAUGCACAAUGUAGAACCAGCAAUCCUGGUGCUCUACCGCUCGGAAUGGAAGACUCUCUUGUACAAUACAACUUCGAAAUCGCCGCCAAUAGCUUACAUCGAAUUUCCAUGGUUCGGUCGGACAGCGCUUCCUACGUCUCCUGCGCAAACUUGACAUUGAACACGGAGAACUCUACUAGCCGGUCAUCUGGACACAUGCGCCCUAUUGUGUCGGAUUAUGCUACAGCGCUCACAGCAGUACAAGCGGAGGACUCGGCAAGAGCGAUCAGGUCGAUGGGCGUCGGGUUAUAUGAUGUAUGUUUUCUCAAGGAUGGAGUAUGGUCAAACACAGGGAUCAGUAUCAAUGUACAGAAAACCUUUCAAUAUUUGGAGGUUGGUGGGAUAAGAACAGCUAAUGGAACACGAUCGGCCCUUCCGAAGAACGCCUUGCACCCUUUCAAUCUGGAUUACCUCCGAUAUGCUGAGAUACCUCCGAGUGAAGGAGACGUCUUGGCGUUCGUCAUGCCGAAUAUCUCCUGCCCGACAGAUUUGACGAAUGCUGGAAACAAUUACACGGCUGUGAAGUUCACAGGGGGAAACUUUCAGAACCAGGGAAGUUUGAUUACUAUGGCUGCCGGCUUCUAUCAGAUCUGCUACAGGGAUGCAGCGUCUGCCUUCAUCAAGACGGGGACUUCUUUGUUCAUUCAGCAGGACGUCGUUUCGGUCACUGUCAACAGCAUCACUCCCAAUGCUGGAACUAACCUGACGCUACCGAAGUCCCGGGGGAGUACCAUGACUUUGUCGCGUGAUGUUCCCUCCAAGGGGUUCCAACAGACUGUGAGGGCAAUCAGUGGACUGGUCGCGCAGUACUCGUUCGAAGACACCAUCCAAUCGGAGCUUGCAGACACCAAGUGCGGGCAGAAGUGCGAUUCAUCCCUAGCGACGCAAUACAGCGGGAAGCUGAAAGGGGACAACCUUGAUUUUGCAUACACAAAGACGAGCCCGAUCGGCCUGGGGACACAGCAAUACCUGCAGUUAGAUGGAAGCACGCAGUAUGGAGUAGUGGAUUACAAUAUCUCUGCCAAAGAGCGAAAGAUGUCAAUCUCAUUCUUCAUGAAGCCGAACAACGACAUCUGGCUAGAGCAGACGAUCUGGUGCUCGAGCGAUAAGGCCUUGAGAAGUUACAAUCCAGGUCUGGUCUGCAUCAGCUAUCGACCAGAGCAGGGUCAAACGGACAAUCUCCCUCGCUAUUUACAGCUGGAGAUCACGGCGACAGUGAACAACUUUACUCUUGGCGACGUGGCCAAGUUUUCAUAUCCCUUCUCGCAGUCAGUAUGGUAUCACAUCGCCAUUGUGAUCGACAUGUCAGAUGCUGUCUCUGGAUUAGCAAAUCUGUAUGUCGAUGGUAUGCAGGUCUCUCAACUUUUCUUCAAGCCCAACAGCAACUUGCUCUCGUCUCCUCUCUACAUCGCGCCCGCCACCAUAGGAGCCUUCUCUCCGUCUCCCAGCGAAAUCUACAACUACUACGGGGGAGAGCUUGACGAAAUAGCUCUCUUCGACACAUUGCUGUCUGCCAACGUCGUCUAUAACAUUUUCUCCAAGACGAACGCCUUCGACUUCGUCGUCCCCAUCUCAGGCUACUUCUCUUUCCUCCCCAUCACCGCAGAUUGUCGCGCCGCUGCCAGCCUCCCUUCGUCGCGCAUCAUGUCGUUCGCCGAAGGAAACGACGGGAGCGUCCUCGUCGCCAAGGACUAUGACGCCACACUGUUCUCAAACCCGAGCAUCGAUCACGUGGUUGACUUGCCGGCUGGUUCUUAUCAACUCUGCUUCUCCAAGGACCUGGGCAAGCCCUCGUACCCAGCAAGCACAUGGCUGCCGACAGGAAUCUUCGUUGUCAUACAGCAAGACAUCCUCGGGCUCGCGAUCAACGGCGUCAAAAGCGUCAACGGCCUCCGUCCUGUAAUCCCUCUCUCAGGGUCGUCGAUCUUUGAGACCUUCGGGGCGGAGGCGAGGAUAGUCGGAGAGAGUAUCCUCUUUACCCAGCCGACCUCCCGAUGCUCGGAGGAGACCAACGUCCAGGGCUGCUCGGCGGUACGGGCCGGGCCUCUGACCUCGGACAUGCUCCCGGGAAUCGUCAAGUGGGGGCAACUGUGCACAUUGAACAUGAGCACGGUAUACCAGGUUUGCUACAAGGCGCCCGGGUCGCAGACGUUCACAACGACUGGCAUCUCUGCUACUUUUCGAGAGACGCUCGUAGCUCUCGAGUCAUACUCGACGGCGAUGGGCGACGGUCUCAGGGUCACUAUCCCGAAAAGGGAUGACGUCAGCAUGACUGUAGUCGUCUCCAGCAGCUUCCUUGCUGCGAACGGCCUCGUGUACGUUAGCGGCCAAGAGUUCUCUCUCCAUCUCUCCUUCAUCCCCAGUCACCUGCUCUGCCUCGACUCAAGGUGGAACUCCCUGAGCUUUCAGAACUCCAGUAGCCUCAUCUCUACCGGCCAACUUGUCCUGCAGCGGAAGAACUCAACCAGCGGCGGAACAAGAUUCUCCAUCGUCGGCUCUGCUGGGAAUCAGAUUUCAAGGCUGCCGGCUGGCUCCUACCAGGCGUGUCUUGCUAUACUCGGGUCGGACGGCCAGUCAGUUGCUUCCUUCUCUACCGGCGUCGGGCUGCACGUGCAGUCGUUUCUCUCGGGCGUGUCGGGAAAUUACCUGCAUGAGGAAGGGACUUACAAGAUUUACUUCCCUCGAGUCAGCGGCAACUUGUUUGUUCUCGUCUCACAGUCCCUCAGUUUCAGGCUGAACGCCACGGGCGAGGACGGGCUCUUCCUUGCUCCCGACAGCUCUGACUGUGUUGCGGCCUCGUUCGAGCAUGGCGGCAGACUGUCGUCCCCGAUGAUGAAGUUGGAUGUCAACGGAAGCGUCAACACGAUCGUCAUCGCCGACGUCGCACCAGGAACCUACCAGGUCUGCCUGGCUUGGAGCCAGCGGCCACCUGCCGGGGGCUUGCUCUUUCCCAGCUGGACCUCGACAGGGUUGCUAGUAGUCGUCCAGCAGGAGUUCUUGGGUAUUCAAGUCAACGGCCUGAGGCCGGCUAACGGCAUCCGCGUCGCCUUGCCGAGUGUUCCUGGGAGCGUGCUGGAGUACGACGUCCAGAACGCGACGCUGGACAACUGGAUCAUGCUUGUCAACACCCCAUCCCCAGACUGCUCGUCUGCCCCCAACACGUCGAGUCGGGUCUACAUCGAGCAGUUCGAUUUCCACGUGGCCAACCACUUCCAGAGCAACAGCUCCGACCUCGAUCAGGCCAUCUCGAAGCUCGCUGACGGCCUCUACCAUGUCUGCUUCUCCUCAGACGGAGUUCAGGUCCAAGGAACGGGAGUGUCAUUGAGGAUCCAGUCGCUCCUGCAAGGCUUCACGGUCAACGGGUUGCUCAUGUAUCCUGGGAGAGACAGCAGGGGAGUAGUAGUCUCGCCUCAGCGGGACGGAACAACUGCCGUUGUCCUUCCACAGCCCCUCAAGAUCUCCUCUAUCUUCCUCUCCUCUCCUGACUACGACUGCGGCAUGCAUGCCGAGAGCGUCGGGAGCUUCAAGGGUUCAACCCUGCCCAUCUCUUCCCUCGACGCGACCGUGGCAGACAUCGCUGUGCUUGCCUCCUACCCCACUGGGAUCUACCAGGUCUGCAUCCUCUCCUCCUCCUCUGUGCUCCCCCUCUCCUCUGGCUUGUCCUGGAGGAUUCAAGAUCAAAUCUUCGGCAUGUGGGCAGGGAGUCAGGAUCAGGGGGACGGUCUGCAUGCGAGGGUCGAUCGAUGGCCGGGGAACACAAUCUACGUGCGAGGGAACCUGCCCAACGGCUCACUCUCCUCCCCUUUCAUCGGAAAGAUUCUGUUUGCCCCCUCUUGCACUUCCCCUCCCUGUCUGCUGAAGACGCUCAACGUGGUGUACCAAGUCAACGGGACUUACAACGAGACCCUGGACGCUGAGACAUGGAAGGCUCAGUUCGGGGACGGGGGAGCACAGAUCGGGGGAGUGUACCAGGUCUGUUUCAUCCCAGCAGGGAGCACCCAGGUCUACCGGUCGGGUGUGAGCGUGGAGGUGUUGGACCCAGUGGGGCAAGGGAUCCAUUCUUUCAUCGUCAACCACAUCCUCAUGUGGAAACAGGUCGCAAUUCCUUACAGCAUCCCCUCGAACGAGGUCGUGUUCAAGCUCAGAAACCUUCUCUACAAUUCCUCCAUGAGCUUCGUCAUCACUGCCGUCAACAACCCCUGCGAGCUCCCGGGCGGGGUCUGCGCCUGCGCGGCCAACCGGGCAGAGGAGAUCCUGAGGCUGGGACGGCAGUGCAUAACCGUCUCCGAGGUCUACGUGUGGUGCCUCCUGCCAACAACUCCUGUGACAGGAGACGAGCAGCUCGGCAUGGUGAACUACACUAUCCUCGACCAGGUCUUCGAGCCUGUUGUGGGGCCCCUCCGCUACGACCGGCAGUACUCUGUAUGCUUCUCCAGCUCUGGUCCUGCUGGGCAGUACGAGGAGUUGAACCUGAACCUGGUGGCGCAAAGUUCUUGCGUCAAGUUUGACAUCAACGGGGUGGUGAAGGAGACUUGGAGCAGCAACGUUGUGCCCAGAAUACCCGGGCUGACCUUCAGGUACCUCAGGUACCCAGGCUCAACCUCUAGCAUAACCCCAGCUGAGUCGAUCUCCCUCAUCUCCUCCACGGGAGACUGCGGGUCAGUGAGGGACAACCCUUCCGUGCAGACGUCCAGCUCAACGGGCUUCCUGUUCGCGCUCAACGCUCAGGGGUCGGUGGACCUGAGCAAGAUCCUGAUGAGCAUGGGGUCAUACUCGUACCAGGUCUGCUGGAGGGAUGCGCAGGGGAAAGUCUCAGCUACUGGCCAACUGGUCAUCAUCGAGGUUCACGCGUACUUCAGUGUCCAGCCCAGCUCGUUCCCAGCUCACCUGACGGGUCAGGUUCUGCCAAACGUGCUGGUGAGCCUUGUGGACGGCAGGGGGAACGUGCUCAACAACUUCGACCAAACGCUCGUCGCCGCCUCCCUCCUCCGCUGCAUGAGCCCUUGCGGGCAGCUGUCCGCUGAUGACUCCAGCUGCUCUUCGAGCUGCUCUGAGUGGGUGAACGUCAGCUCUCUUCUCGCUGGACAGUCUGCCAUGCUCGUUGGGGGAGUCGCUAAGUUCUCGAACUUGAUGGUAAGGAAGAGCAGCGGGAGGUACGCGAUACUCUUCCGCUGGCUGCGGGACAGCCUGACGGAGCAGCAAUCCUACGACUUCAUCGUGGUCCCCAAGGCGCUGAGGCUGAGCGACUGGGUGGGGGGCAAGGGGCUGACGGUAGGGGGGUGGGCGAGCGAGCAUGCGAGGGAGUGCAGGGCUGGGCUGCUGGAGCAGGAGGACGUGAGGUGCAGGGGGGCAGCAGGCGUCCCAGCCCUCCGUGUGACCAUGUUGGAUGAGGACGGGGAGGAGUUGACGAUGGUGAAGGAGAGUGACGGGUUCCGGGUGGAGCCCUCCCUCCUCUAUGCUGCUGGGCCGAGCUCCUCGUUCGCUCAAGUCCAGCAUGCAGGCGAUGUGCUGCUGAGAGCGCAGCUGGAGGUGGGAGGGACCUUCGAGAACCAGACGGUCUCCGUGCUGGCAGAUGCAGGAGAAGCUGCGUUCGAGAAUGCUUCCUCUAUCCUGGUGAGACGGCAAGCUGGCAUUUACUUCCAGCUCCAGUUCGGGAUCAAGGGGACACAACUAACCCUUCCGGUCAACACGGAAACAUUCAGCAUCCUUCCAGCAAGCGUCUCCAUCUCCUCCUGGACUUCAGUCCCUUCCUCCUCCUACCGUCCUCCCUCCUACUACACUAGUGUCACUGCCACCCUCGACCCCACUGUCGAGCUGCCCAGGUUCACCCUCGUCCUUCUCGACGCAUCUGGCGAGGCUGAGAAAGAGAUGGCAGGACGGGCGUUGGAACAUGCGCGCUGCUCUGACUGCCUUGUUGGAUGGCUCGAGGGGCCAGGAGGGAACCUGUGCGGGGACGCAGCGUUCCAACAGCGAGAUCCGACAUGCACUGUGUAUCCCUGGCGGACGGUGCCGAACAAGAUCUGCACGAACGCACAGAACUACCCGAGCAUCUCAGACUUCGAGAGUUGCAAGGCGGCGUGCCUUGCCAACCCGAGCUGUGUCGCCAUCUCCUACUACCAGCCCACCAACCAAGUGGUCUUCACCUACUGCAACUUGGCUAUCAGCACUUGCACUGAGGCGACGAGCAACCUCGGGGGAACGGUCUACUACAAGGUGCCGUCGUACGUCAAGCCCGAGUGUGCCUGCCCGAGCGAGAACUUUGACAACCGAACGUUCUACCGCACCUUGAAGAGCUCGACGGUCGCAGCUGGGACUCAGUUCGUGCCAUCCUUCCAAGUCUACGACGGGAUGACGACGCGCGCUUCGUCCAGCUGUCCUCCAUCAGGAUGA
Molecule: messenger RNA, 6537 nt
Organism: Guillardia theta CCMP2712
Lineage: Eukaryota; Cryptophyceae; Pyrenomonadales; Geminigeraceae
Exons: 11
Coding region: 1-6537 (2178 amino acids)
Source: RefSeq, a predicted model, not a curated record